This is a messenger RNA of Prunus armeniaca (apricot), 1047 nucleotides long. The record is from the annotation of a GenBank genome assembly. Lineage: Eukaryota; Viridiplantae; Streptophyta; Magnoliopsida; Rosales; Rosaceae.
AUGGAGGUGGUGAUACCAACCAGAACAGCCAUGGAUUUCGACUUCAAUAGCGCCCGAUCUUCGCCAUGUGUGACGGCUCCUACGACGCCAAGGCGGUUCGGGGAGUUCUACAUGAGUGCACCAACAAGCCCAACUAGGAUGUCUGAGUUUUACAGGGAGUUUGAAGAGUUCUCCAACAGCAAAUGGGAAGAUGAUGAGCCGCCAACUCAUGAAGGAGCCACACCAAAAUCUCCCAAAUCGCCUAAGGAUGAGUUUGGCUUUGAGGACUUCGCAUUUGAUGUUAGUGAGGAGGUGGACAGAACUUCUCUCUCAGCUGAAGAGCUUUUCGAUGGCGGCGUUAUCCGACCCUUUAAGCCUGCUCCUGCAACUAACACCCCCAGAACUCCAUCCUUUUUCCGUCAAGUUCUUUCGCCUAGAUGGAAAAAGGGUAAAGACCAUCCACUUGGGCCGUCGUCCACGACCCAAAUGGACAACACCACAAAGAGAAGUGAUCAGCACCAAAGAGGAAGAGACAGAACUCCUGCAGCCUUGUCAUCCUCUGUUUCGGGCCAUAGAGCAACAAGGUCCCUAUCUCCUUUGAGGGUUUCGGAGUAUCAAUGGGAAGAAGAAGAAAAACAACAGCAACAGCAGCAACAACAAAACAACAGACAGUUAGCUCCAAAAGCCAUGUUUUCUCCCUCUGCUGCUGCUUCAGCUUCAAAGGCUUCAAAGAAAUGGAAACUGAGAGACUUUCUGCUGUUUCGAAGCGCAUCAGAAGGAAGAGCAACAGAUAAAGAUCCAUUCCGAAAGUACUCAAAUCUGUUCAAGAAAAACGAAGAUGUCAAGAACUCCAGCUUCAGGUCCAUAGACAGCCCGGCGGCCCCGAACUCAAGAAGAAGAGGGCCAGUUUCAGCUCAUGAGUUGCAUUACACUAUGAACAAAGCAGUGUCUAAUGAUAUGAAGAAGAAGACCUUCUUGCCUUACAAGCAGGGCAUUUUGGGUCGAUUGGCCUUCAAUCCUGCUGUCAGUGCACUUGCCAAUGGCUUUGGGUCUCUUUCACGGUCCUGA